UUUUGCAAUGAGGUUGGAAACACCACUGUGAGUGUGAGCUCAACAGAAGUCUACUCUACAGUCAGACUCAUUCUAAACAUAGACAGAUCUAGGGACUCCUAAGAACACACCUGAGCCUUUAAGACUCCCCAAUGUUAUCUGGACAGAUAUAAUACUUUUCAGUAGUUAAAAGGGAUUUAUUAUACACAAGUUAUCACCACAAGGCUACAUUUGAAGAUCUUCGACUUCUUUUCACACAUCAAGAUGUUCCCUCCAGACGUGUGGAAUUCUACAGUCCUGAUGUGGUUCAAUGCGUCUGAGCUGAAUGCUUCUCUGGAGAAUCCGGAGGAGGGGGAGCACCCAUUCCUGACGGACGCCUGGCUGGUGCCUCUCUUCUUCGCUCUCAUCAUGCUGGUGGGGCUCAUCGGGAACUCUCUGGUAAUCUAUGUAAUCUCCAAACACAGGCAGAUGAGGACUGCCACCAACUUCUACAUAGCUAACUUGGCUGCCACAGACAUCAUCUUCCUGGUGUGUUGUGUCCCGUUUACAGCCACUCUCUACCCGCUCCCUGGGUGGGUAUUUGGGGACUUCAUGUGCAAAUUUGUUGCCUUUCUACAACAGGUGACUGUUCAAGCCACCUGCAUUACACUCACUGCUAUGAGUGGGGACCGCUGCUAUGUCACAGUCUACCCCCUGAAGUCCUUACGCCAUCGCACUACACGAGUCGCCAUGAUAGUCAGCAUCUGCAUAUGGAUCGGUUCCUUCAUUCUAUCCACCCCGAUUUUCAUGUACCAGAGGAUUGAGGAGGGCUACUGGUAUGGACCGAGACACUACUGCAUGGAGAGGUUUCCCUCUAAGACCCAGGAGAGGGCUUUCAUCCUGUACCAGUUCAUAGCUGCCUACCUGCUACCUGUCAUUACCAUCUCCUUCUGCUACACACUCAUGCUGAAGAGGGUGGGCCAGCCGUCAGUGGAACCAGUAGACAAUAAUUACCAGGUCCACCUGUUGUCUGAGAGGACCAUCACACUGAGGAGUAAGAUCUCCAAGAUGGUGGUGGUGAUUGUCCUCCUAUUCACCAUCUGCUGGGGGCCUAUACAGCUCUUUGCCCUGUUCCAGUCCUUCUACCCCAACUACAGGGUCAACUAUGCCACCUAUAAGAUUAAGACCUGGGCUAACUGCAUGUCCUACGCUAACUCCUCCAUCAACCCAAUCGUUUACGGCUUCAUGGGAGCCAGUUUCCGCAAGUCUUUCAAGAAGACUUUCCCCUUCCUGUUCAAACACAAAGUUAGAGACAGCAGUGUCAUGUCGCGCAUGGCUAACGCAGAAAUCAAGUUAGUUGCUGCAGAGGAAGGCAACAACGAUGGGAAAUGAAAUGAGCCAUGGUCAGAGUGAGCUUCCGGGGGACAGAGCUGCUGGAGAUUCAGUUCACUGUGCACACAACCAAACAUACACAUGAUCGACUGCUGUGAAUGCACACUGCUCAACAUAGCCUGCUCAUGUCAAACCAGGAAGUCUGAAAAGACAGACUGAAUGGAGCUAGUAGGCUGAGUGGGCGGGGAGCUCACCUUGAAUGACUGUUCUUUGAAAAAGUCUAGCAACAUGGAUGCAGUGACAUGUCAAGCAUAUUUGCUGAUACACAAAACAACUCAAACAUCAUUGAAAUUGCAUGCAACUUCCAAGCCUGUCAUACAUCACAUCAUGGUGUCACUCCUGCUCCCUACCUCCAGUGCUCGAUGUCACCGGUCUACUAACCACCGGUCCUGGCAACCGACAUUGCGCACGCCUGCUCGCCAUUAUUACACACACCUGCACAUCAUUUGCUCCUUGAUUACUCCCACUUUAUUUAGCCCUCACUUGUCAUCAGUCAUUAGGUGGGAUUGUGCUCUCGCACGUUCAUACGUGGCUGAUAUUUUGUUCUUGUUUAUCAUUUCAUUAUUAAACUCACCUUCUGCACCUGC
Salmo salar (Atlantic salmon) is the source of this 1937-nucleotide messenger RNA. RefSeq names its product G-protein coupled receptor 54. NCBI's taxonomy places the organism in Eukaryota, Metazoa, Chordata, Actinopteri, Salmoniformes, Salmonidae. Gene Ontology annotation, molecular function: G protein-coupled receptor activity. The record is from RefSeq and is a predicted model, not a curated record. Gene Ontology annotation, biological process: G protein-coupled receptor signaling pathway. Gene Ontology annotation, cellular component: plasma membrane.